ACUCAACUGAGAUAACUGUAAAUGGAUGUGAGUCGAAGUGCGUUCCACUACGUACAAGAUGACUCGAAAUUUGUGGUCUUUGCUUGCGUUAGUCAUCAUUGUGGUGGGUUGCUCAGGUGACCUGUGCAAUGAAAAGAAAUGCACUGGUCAGGGACAAGUUUGUUCUGUUGACAAAAAUAACAAAGCUGUUUGUAAAUGUAAAGAUUCUUGCCCAGGGUCAGACAAUAAAAGAGUCUGUGGGUCCGAUGGUAUCACUUACCGAAAUCGCUGUCAACUAGAUAUGACAUCCUGUAAGCUUAGCAUAAACAUUACAGUGGUUUCUGUUGGUAAAUGCGGAGAGAUCCCUUUGAAAAUCAGCCCACAACAUCAGUCUUCUCAAACUCUCUAUGCUGGGAAGCCUGGCAAAAUUGAAUGCAAAAUCAUUGGAAAUGCUGCCCAAUACUUGUGGCGCAAAGUUGGCCUAAGAAGUCUGCCAUACGGUAGAGUUGUACCUCUCAAUUUCAAUAAACUUCUUUUCCGCCGAGUCCAGUUGAAAGAUGCCGGGAGAUAUGAGUGCCGCGCAUAUUCAGGAUCAAUGCGUGUAGUGGUUCCAAUAACUGUUGUUGUCUUGGAUCCCAAGACAAAGGAGACUGCUGUGGCGCCAAAUCAAGUUUGCAAUUUGGAAAAACUUAUUGGUACAGGGACUGAUCCAUCCAAGUUCAGUACUCGAUGGUAUUUUGACAGCAUGGAGUCCUUGAUGUGUGUUUCUUUCCUGUACAGUGGAAUUGGUGGCAAUAAAAACAAUUUUAAGACCAAAGCUGAAUGUUUGCGAAAGUGCUCCCAUGCUGCUGGGGAUGUCUGUGCUCUUCCUAAGCUGCCUGGUAUUUGUAUGGCCUAUUUUCCCAGAUGGUUUUAUAACAGCAAAACUAAAAAAUGUGAAUCUUUCAUUUAUGGUGGAUGUAAUGGUAAUGCCAACAACUUUAACACCGAGGAGGAUUGUAAGAAGUCUUGUUUAGCGGAUUUUGUUUGCAAAUUACAGCCAGAUGUUGGGUUCUGCAAAGGAUAUUUCCCCAGAUACUUCUUUAAUGACACAUCAGGGCAGUGCGAGAAGUUUAUUUAUGGAGGCUGUGAAGGAAACAGUAACAACUUUCACACUAUAGAACUGUGCCAGAAGAAAUGCCAGCCUGCAUCUGAUGCAGCUGUUCAAGAUAAACCUGGCCGCUGUCCAUGGCGUAGGAGUAUUCUUAGGUUUUGUCCUCUGGGACAGGAUACUUGUGAAACUGAUCAAGAGUGUAAGGGCGAUGACAAGUGUUGCUUUGAUGGCUGUAGUCAUUCAUGUGCUCCACCAUUGAGUGAAGUCAAACCAGGUCAGUGUCCCAAAGUAGACAAAAAGAAUGGGACUGUCUGUAAUAAGAUGGGAGACAUGUGUGACAAGGAUGCUGAUUGUCCAGCAAGUCGGAAGUGUUGUGACAAUGGCUGCCAGAAAGACUGUGCCAUGCCAGAAUCUGUGCGUGUCUUAAAACCUGGUGUGUGCCCUCAAAACGACAUAAUUGAUCCAAAGCUGUGCAAAAGUACAAAAAAUGAAUGUGAUGUUGAUGGUGAUUGCUUUGGUCAUUUGAAAUGUUGCUUUAAUGGGUGUAAUAAGGAGUGUUCUGUGACACCAAAGCCUCGUCCAAAGCCAGGGGAGUGUCCCCUGAAUGAUUAUAUACCACCUGAACUGUGCGAGGUUACAGAAGACAACUGUAAAAACGACCAGGAUUGUAAAGGAAGGGAUAAGUGUUGUGCAACAGGAUGUAAUCUGGAUUGUAUAACCCCUCCCAUCAUAGAGAAGCGUGGUCAGUGCCCAACUGUGGAUUAUAUUGAUCCUGAAGCUUGUGAAGAAACAACAGAUCAGUGCAGUGUAGAUAGUGAUUGUAAAGGGAAGGACAAAUGUUGUGCAACAGGCUGUAUAAAGGAGUGCGUAACCCCUCCCAUCCUAGAGAAACCUGGUCAGUGCCCAACUGUGGAUUAUAUUGACCCCAAGACUUGUGAAGGAACAAACGAUAACUGCAGUGAAGAUAGUGAUUGUAAAGGGAAGGACAAAUGCUGUGCAACUGGCUGCAUAAAGGAGUGUGUAACACCUCCAAUUGAACUUCCUACUACCAUAAAGGAUGGUCAGUGUCCUAAACCAUGGAAGGGACUUGAUGGUAUCUGUGACCGACGGGGGGACAUGUGCUCUGGUGAUGAUGAUUGCAGUGGACUGCAAAGGUGCUGUUUUAAUGGGUGCCAGAAAGAUUGCAUUGAGCCUGUACCUUUGGAUAAACCUGGUGAGUGUCCAAGCCCUUGGAAAGGGAAAGAUGGCAUUUGUGAUCGUCGUGGAGACAUGUGCAAUGUAGAUGUUGAUUGCGAUACUUCUGAAAAGUGCUGCUUCAAUGGCUGCCAGAGGGAUUGUGUUAAACCUGGCACUGGCAAGAAAUCUUCAGGGAAGCCUGGUCAGUGUCCAAUUCCAUGGAAACAGCAACCAUGUGACAGAAAGGGAGAUGUGUGCAGGGAAGAUAUCGACUGUAGUUCUGGAAGCAAAUGCUGUCACAAUGGCUGUCAGAGGGAUUGUGUCAAACCAGAAAAUCUUACAAAGUGCCAAGAGGAAAUGCAAUCUGCUUUGGACAAGUUAGCAUUGGACCCCCCUCUCCUUGGUGUUUUUGUUCCACGGUGUAAGCCUGAUGGUGAUUAUGAGGACCAGCAGUGUCAUGAAUUGUACUGCUGGUGUGUGGACAAGGAUGGAGAAAAAAUACCAGGUACAGAGGUACAAGGCACAGCUGUCUGUUCCAAACGUGCAAAACCUGGAACAUGUCCUAGACCUUGGUUGGGUCAAGAGGGGGUUUGUGACUUGCUUCCUGACAUGUGCCAGCAUGAUUCUGAUUGUGAUGGAGACCACAGGUGUUGCUUUAAUGGAUGUCAGAAUUUCUGCACAUCUCCAGUUGGUAUCAAACUCUGUGCAAGGCACAGGAAGAGAGAGAUCUCAAAAACCCAUGGAGGACGCUUCCCAAUAGGAGCAUUCAUACCUUCCUGUAAACUAAAUGGUGAUUAUGAGGAGGUACAGUGUCAUGGAUCUACUGGGUUUUGCUGGUGCGUAGACAAGCUUGGCAAUGAACUGGAAGGUACUCGAAUCAGAGGAGAACCAAAUUGUACCACUUCAGUUGGUACCAAACCCUGCACAAGACAGAAGGAGAGAGAGCUCUCAAGGAACCAAGGGGGUGUCCCCUUAAUAGGGGCAUUCAUAACUUCCUGUAAACCAAAUGGUGAUUAUGAGGAAGUCCAGUGUCAUGGAUCUAUUGGGUUCUGCUGGUGUGUUGACAGUCUUGGCAAUGAAGUGGAUGGUACUAGAGUGAGAGGAGAACCAAAUUGUACAAUUUCAGCAAAUACUAAGAUGAAUGGAAAGGAAGGAACUUGUCCUACGCCGUGGAAGGGGCUUACAGGUUUCUGUGACAAAAUGGGUGAUGAAUGUGGAAUGGACUUUCACUGUCCUGGAAAUCAGAAAUGUUGCUUCAGUGGCUGCCAGCAGAUGUGUGUGAAUACAUCAGAGGUUCACAAGAAAGCAGACACAAAACCUGGCCAAUGUCCCAAACCUUGGCUGGGUAAAGAAGGGCUGUGUGAUCGCCGUGGGGAUAUGUGUGCGAAAGAUACUGAUUGCAAAGGAAGUGAGCUCUGUUGCUUCAAUGGCUGCCAAAAGGACUGUGUUAAUCCUGGUCUGUCUACUUGUCAGCAAAGAUUUGAAGAGUCUUUUCUGUUCCCACAAUUGGGCCGCUUUGUUCCAUCAUGCAAGAAAAGUGGUGGAUUUCAAGAAAUGCAGUGUCACUUUUCCACGGGUUACUGUUGGUGUGUAGACAGUUAUGGCAAGGAACAGCUUGGAACACGAACCAGAGGAAAACCCAACUGCACUCUUCCAGAUCCAUGUCAGUUCACCUCAUGCCCAUAUUAUGGACAGUGUGUUCCCACCAAGGACCACAAGUCAGUAGAAUGCAAAUGCAAUAUUGCCUGCAUAAAGAUUUAUGAUCCAGUUUGUGGAACAAAUGGCAAAACCUACGAUAAUGAGUGCAUUCUGAAGGCUGAAGCUUGUGCGGAAAAGAAGAAUGUCACUGUUGAUUACAAGGGUGAAUGUGAAGUAGUGGAUCCAUGUGCUUCAGUAAAGUGUGACUUCUAUGGCAAGUGUGAUGUCAUUGGUGGAAACAUCACUUGCGUCUGCCCUGGUGAAGGUAGCCACCCAGGCUGUGGCAAUGAAGAAGAACCUCUCUGUGGUUCUGAUGGAAAGAUUUAUGAGAACUUGUGUCUCUUAAUGACUGCCUCCUGCCAACAAAAGACAGAGAUUAUCCCAGCACUACCAGAAAGUUGUGGAGUAGUGAAUAUUGAUCCCUGUGUCAACAUCACAUGCAGCCAUCCAUUGCAAAAAUGCACCACAGAUGAUAAAGGCAAACCUGUCUGCAGCUGUACACACCUUGGAUCCUGUCCAAAGAUCAUUAAGCCAGUCUGUGGAGAUGAUGGUCAAAAUUAUGACAAUAAGUGUAUUUUGGACUUUGUCUCAUGUGAGAAAGGCAAAGUUGUGUCUGUAGAUUAUGAAGGAAAAUGUGAACCGGAUAUUACAUCAAUUUUAACAGGUGCUAUGCCAGAUCCCUGUCAUAAGAUCAAUUGCAGCCAUUAUCUCGCCAGUUGUCAAGACAUAAAUGGUACAGCAACCUGUGUAUGCUCAACUGCAGUGACACUUGAAUUAAGAUAUGUCUGUGGUUCUGAUGGAAAGACAUAUCCAAAUCACAGAUCCUUAGAAGUUGCCAGCUGUCUCGCUGGCGGUGCUAUCAAGAAGGUCAAGGAUGGAAAAUGUCCUCAGCUUAUGAAUCCUUGUGAAGUCAGCCUUUGUAGCCACAAGCGUCACAGGUGUGAAGUUCAGAAUGGCACAGCCUCGUGUGUUUGUAACACAGCAUGUACAUUAGAGUACAAUCCAGUUUGUGCUUCUGAUAACAACACCUAUCCCAACCCGUGUGGUAUGGAGGUGGCAGCAUGUCAGAGUGGGAAACGCCUUCGAGUCGUCAGACCAGGGAGAUGUGAUGCUGUUAUCUCUGGUUUGAAACCCUAUAUCUGUCCCGCUCCGUGGAAAGGUCUGAAUGGAAUUUGUGACCGAAGAGCAGACUCGUGUACGAAAAAUGAGGACUGCAAGGAGGAUGGAGGAAAGUGCUGCUUUAAUGGCUGCCAGAAAGACUGUGUUCAAUUUGUUCGUGAUCUUGAAUGCCCUAACACGUGUCAUGAGAAUGCUCAGUGCAUAGAACUAGUUUUUGGAGGCCGCAAAUGUGUGUGUAACCCAGGAUAUGAAGGAGACGGUAUUGAUUGUGCAGCUGAUCCUUGUAGUGUUAAGAAGUGUGAGCAUUAUGCAACUUGCGUGGAGGACGGCGGCAUGGGAAAAUGUGUCUGUCCACAAGUUUGUCCUCUGAAUUUCAUGCCUGUCUGUGGCUCAGAUGGAAAGAUAUAUGACAAUGUGUGUCUUAUGGAAGCUGCGUCAUGCAGUCAACAGAAGAAGAUCACCAUCGCCAGUAAAGACAGUUGUAAACCAGACCCUUGUGAGAAGUCCAACUGCAGUCAUCCAUUACACCACUGUCUCAAAUCACCCCGAGGUGCUGCAUGUGUUUGUCUGCCAUUUUUGUGCACAAGGGAAUACAUCCCGGUAUGUGGAUCAGAUGGCCAAACGUAUCCUAACGAGUGUGUCCUACGGUCAGAAGCAUGCGAGAGAAGUCAGACAAUAACGGUGGCUAGUCAAGGAGAGUGCAAGCAAGAAAACAAAAACCCUUGCAGUGCACCUGAUCUUUGUACUCAUCCUUACCAUCAGUGUCACGUGGUGGGUGGUAAGGCCCUAUGCGUUUGUCCAAUGGUGAUCACCGCAAAUCUGGCACCAGUGUGUGGCUCGGAUGGACAAACAUACCCCAACCCCAGCGCUCUUGAGAGUAUGAGCUGCCUAGCAAAUAGAAUCGUGGAGGCAGAAUAUUCUGGUGAAUGUCGCGCUCCGUGGGAUCCCUGUGACAUUUCACUGUGCAAUCAUCAUCGUCAUUACUGUAAAGUGGUCGACGGUAAGGCCACCUGUGUUUGCUCUCAACUCUGUCCACUUAUCCUGAGGCCAGUGUGUGGUUCAGAUGGUAAGACAUACCCAAACAAGUGCACCUUGGAGGUUGAGGCCUGUAUAUCUGGUAAAGACCUGACCGUCAUAUCAGAGGGAGAGUGUGAUCCAUGUUCAAGGAUGGAGUGCACUGAUCCAAGAAAGCAUUGCAGAGUUGUGCAAGGUGCAGCAACCUGCGAGUGUAAUGAAAUCUGCACACUUGACUUUAACCCAGUUUGUGGUUCAGAUGGUGAAACAUAUCCCAACGAGUGUAGUCUGGAGGUCGAGGCAUGUAAAACUGGAAAAAUCUUAACCGUAGUGAAAUCGGGAGAAUGCGGGCCGCAGUGUCCCAUUUUGGACCCAACUCCUCUCUGCGCUUUGAAAAACGGAUCCUGUUUUACAGGAAACGUGACUUGCCCCACUGGACUGAAAUGCUGUCUUGAUAAUGACUGUAGUCACAAGUGUACUGAGCCUGCGCUUGACGAUGGGACAAGACCUGGCGAGUGUCCCUUACUUAACCCAACUCCUCUUUGUGCGAAUUUAACCGGAUGUCAGUCAGACAAAGUAUGUCCCCUAGGCAGCAGAUGUUGCUUGCAGAAGGGCUGCACACAGAAAUGUGUUAAGGUUGAGAUUCUUCCCCCUCCGCCACCAUUGCUACUUCAAUGCCCAGUUUUAAACCCUACUCCACUGUGUAGACAGCCGGCAGGUGCCCCACCCAACUGUUUCACAGGCGGUCCAAAGUGUCCCGCAGGAAAAGCUUGUUGUCUUGACAAAGACUGUAACCACAAGUGUGUGAAACCUGCGCUGGCUGAUGGAACAAGGCCAGGAAAGUGUCCUAUACUUAACCCAACACCUGUUUGUGCUAAAAUAACCGGAUGCCGGUCAGACGAAGAAUGUCUCUUUGGCAGCAGAUGUUGUCUGCAGCAGGGCUGCAAACGGGAAUGUGUAAGAGUUGAGGAUGUUCCUCCACCGCCGCCAUUGUUAUUACAGUGUCCAGUGCUUAAUCCAACCCCUUACUGUAGCCUGCCUCCAGAUGCCCCACCAAACUGCUUCACAGGAGGACCAAAGUGUCCCACAGGACAGAUUUGCUGUUUGGACAACGAUUGUUACCACAAGUGCGUCACUCCUGCAAGGGCUGAUGGUACACGACCAGGCACGUGCCCUGCGCCAAACCCCAUACCGACAUGUGAAUCAACAACAGGUUGUGAGUCCGACGAUGGAUGUGCUUUGGGGGAGAGAUGCUGUCUCCAGUGGAACUGUACAAAGAUGUGCGUUAAGACUUUGCCUCCUCUCGUGAAAAGUGGCCAUGAAAACCGCCCCUCCACGUCAAGACUAACCACUUUUGUCGGGACUUCAACCUGUCAGCCCCCUUGUCAUCCCUAUGGUUUUUGCGUGAAGAACAAAUGCACGUGCCAAAGACUUUGUACACGUGAAUAUGCUCCCGUGUGUGGUACGGACGGGAAAACGUACAGCACUGAGUGUGUCAUGAAGGGUAUGGUGUGUGAACAAGGAACUAUGGUCACUGUUAAGCAUCCUGGGGAAUGCGGCAGCCGUAAAGAUGAUUUAAUUUGCAUACCACCCUGUCAUCCAUUUGGAAAGUGUGUGAAAAACGAGGAAUCUGGUCAAAAUGAAUGCACAUGUGACAGAGUAUGUACACGAGAGUACGCCCCUGUGUGCGGCACAGAUGGCAAAACAUACAGUACCGAGUGUAUAAUGAUGUAUUCAGUGUGUAAGGACGCCAGUAGUGUGGUUAUGAAGCAUCCAGGAAAAUGCGGAGAAGAAACACCCGAAGAUAGUUGUCCCGUUUUGAACCCGUCACCUAUUUGUAGUGACCCCAUACAAGGCUGCUCUGAAGACUCCGAAUGCGCGGACGGGGAGAAAUGUUGCUUGCGAGGAGACUGUACCAGGAGAUGUUAUGCACCGGCCAAACCCGGGCGGUGCCCUAGCUCUGACCCCAAGCCAUGCCCUCUAAUCCUUCGACCUCCAGAGUGUGCAACAGACUGGGACUGUAGCGGAGACCUCAAGUGUUGCUUUGAUGGCUGCAUCAAGAAGUGUACCUCUUCGUUUGAAAAGCCUCGAGAUGAGAACCCCUGUGAAGUUACUCUAUGUAGCUUCCCCACCCCAGUGUGUAAAGUUGUCAAAGGCAAGCCCACCUGUCAGUGUCGGGAGACAUGCCCUAUCAACCACAUUGAUCCUGUGUGUGGAUCAGAUGGGCGAACGUAUGACAACAUGUGUCAGCUGGAGAUGAAUGCUUGUCUGCUAGAGGCUGGAGGGAUGCCGCCUGGGCAACUUACCUACAUCGGAAACGGAGAAUGUAAAGCCGCUCAGAUUUGCAGUUUACCAGUAGAGACGGGUCGCUGCUUCGCUGCUAUGAAACGAUUCUUCUUCAAUUCCACCUCCCGACGGUGUGAAGAGUUCAUAUUUGGUGGAUGUGAAGGAAAUUUAAACAGAUUUGACACCGAGAAAGAUUGUUUCGACUUCUGUGGAUCCUUGGAUACGUGUGAGCUGAACCCUUGCCCUGAUCCCUAUGCUAUUUGUAGCAUUACCAAAUUAGGAGAACGGCAGUGCGCUUGCCCAGAAAUCUGCACAUCAAUCUACAGCCCUGUGUGUGGUACAGACGGCCAGACUUACGGCAGCGAGUGUCAGAUGAAGGCUGAAGCCUGUAAACAAGGAAUGAUGAUCAAGAUCAAGGCUCCUGGAAGAUGCAACACUAAUCCAGGUUUUUGCCCCAUUGUGGACCCACAGAUUUGUUCAAGUGAACCAGAAGAUUCUUGCUUUGAUGAUGCCAGCUGUAAGGAUAAUGAAAAAUGCUGUCACGAUGGCUGUAGAAAGCUCUGUGUGAAGCCUUUAACAAAACCUAAUCAAGGUCCACUGCGUUUGAUCAAACAACAAAUCACAUCACCUGAUUUUGGAAAGAAGCCUAUACCGAAAGAUUCUUGUAAGAAAUGUAAGUUUCCACAAAGUGCCUGUUCAGUGACUGAGCAAGGAGAAGCAGAAUGCCGCUGUCCAGAAGUGUGCACGGCAGAUUUCGCGCCUGUCUGCGGCUCAGAUGGCCGCAAUUACACUAACAAAUGUCAGUUAGAAGUUGAAGCUUGUAAGCCAGAGAACAUCGGCUCCUUGACUCUCAAACAUGUUGGACCGUGUGUGUGUGAUCUUCCUCUGGCUGGUGGACUCUGUUUUGGUUACUUUCCACGCUUCUUCUUCAAUUCAACCACCAAGCAAUGCCAGAGGUUCGUUUAUGGAGGGUGCCAAGGAAACGGAAACAAUUUCCCGACUAUUGAGGCCUGCGAGAACAAGUGUAUCAAUCCGUGCAAGAAUUACAAGUGUCCAUUCCCGCGCACAAGAUGUGAAGUAGAGGACGGAGCAGCUGUGUGUAAGUGUCCUUCCAUCUGUACGGCAGACUACCGCCCGGUGUGUGGAACAGACGGCAGGACCUACAGCAACAUGUGUGGGCUGGAGGCCACAGCUUGCAUGACAAGGCAUUUUAAACUGGGUGUCAAACAUCUGGGAGAAUGCUUAAGUCCAAAUCCUUGUAAUGGGUUCGUCUGCAAACACAAGCGUCAAAGAUGUGUAGUUAAAGGCAACAAACCUUUCUGUGAGUGCAAUAAAGUGUGCACCCGAGAGUACGACCCUUACUGUGCCUCUGAUGGCGUUACUUACUCCAACAAGUGUGUUCUAGAGGUUUCCGAGUGUGAAAGUGGCAAAGACUUGGACAUUUUACACGCCGGGGAAUGUAAAGCAUGUGAUCUUACCGCUGAGCCAGGGCCAUGUGAGGCCUACAUGCCGAGUUACUUCUUCAAUACCACAUCAAAAGUGUGCGAAGAAUUUAUAUAUGGAGGCUGUAAAGGGAAUGAUAACCGCUUUGCCACCAUUGAUGACUGUGAGAAAAAAUGCAAAGCUGAAAAACCAAGUUCUGACGAUCCGUGCCAGCUGAUGAAUUGCGACUUCCAUGGAGUUUGUCGAGUGGAUGACAAUGGUGAUGCAGUGUGUGAAUGUAACACGGCCUGCCCUUUCAUUUAUGAUCCUGUUUGUGGAUCAGACGGGAAGAACUACUCCAAUGAAUGUGUGUUAAAGUCACAGGCCUGUCUUACUCGCACCAUGAUCACAGUUGUUGGUGGCCCUGCAAAAUGCUCAUCCAGAAGGAGGAAAUGCCAGACUUGCCCUGCGCGUUCAAGCCUCUUUGCCCACUUUUGUGAAAGCGACUUUGUGAUCAAGGGCACGUUUGAGAAGAUAGAAAAUGGACAAGACUCUGAUGGGUCUUCCUUGAUGGUGCGAGUGACUGGGGUGUUCAAGGGCUCUGACUCGUCACAGAAUAAACUUGUCAAGAUCGCCUUCGCUGAGGACUUAAACAGUUGCUUCUGCAAAGAGCUUGGAUUGGGUAAAACAGUUGUCAUAGCAGGGACCUUGACGGAAGAUGGUAAUUAUCUACUGGACGAAUCAAGCUAUGUGCGUCAUGCAAGCGAACACUUGUUAAAGAAAGUUCAGGAGCGUACAAAGCAGAACAGAUGCAGAAAGACGAAGAAACAAGAAUAGUCAUAGAUGUGAUAAGUCUCCAUCGUAGCCGGUUUUAGGAAUGUUACAUUACGCUUCCCGCGUUACGUGACAUCCUAUAAGACAGCCACGAUGGAGAACGGGCCGUGAUAGAAACCUAGAGAACCCAAAAAAAAAAUCAGAAUGAAACAUGGUCAGGACUUAGAUUAGAUAUAUGUUAAUCCCGGAUAAAUUUCAACGAUGUAUGUAGUGAUACUUUAGAAAGAUAUUUUAUUGCAAGUAGAGCAUUUAAUUUUUUUUAGCGUUUUAUUUGAUCAUUUGUAGGAAAGUGAUAUCUUUUUUUCUUAAAAUCAGUUUUACGUCAAAUACUGAUGAUUUUUAGGAAAUAUUUUUUAUUUUUGUAGCUGUAGUUUACCUGCGUUUCAACUGGAAUGACAUCUUGUCUUAAUCAAACAUAUCAUUGCGGUAGGACCCUGCUAUUCACUGCAAAUAAUUCUGCUUCAAAUGGUACAAUUUCUAAAUGUGGAACUGUGAUGACAUUAAAUCGAUAAAUUUAUAACA
Molecule: messenger RNA, 11143 nt
Organism: Pocillopora verrucosa
Lineage: Eukaryota; Metazoa; Cnidaria; Anthozoa; Scleractinia; Pocilloporidae
Source: RefSeq, a predicted model, not a curated record